This is a messenger RNA of Plasmodium vinckei vinckei, 3543 nucleotides long. Its product is annotated as conserved Plasmodium protein, unknown function. Lineage: Eukaryota; Apicomplexa; Aconoidasida; Haemosporida; Plasmodiidae. Bases 1 to 3543 code for a protein of 1180 amino acids. Gene Ontology annotation, biological process: mRNA 3'-end processing by stem-loop binding and cleavage. Gene Ontology annotation, cellular component: mRNA cleavage and polyadenylation specificity factor complex. The transcript is spliced from 5 exons. Gene Ontology annotation, molecular function: RNA binding. The record is from RefSeq and is a predicted model, not a curated record.
AUGAUAUUAGAAAUCGUACCUUUGUAUAGUUACAAUUUUUAUAGUACCUUGUUAAUAAUAAAAAAUAUUUUUGAUUUGGAUGAGAAACAUGAAGUUGACAAUGUUAGCAAAACCCCAAUUGGGGAUGAGGAAGGAAAUAUAGUUGAAGCGGACAAAAUAAAAGAUGAAAACUUUUUAAAUACCGAAUAUAAUAAUAAUGAAAGAGGAAAUAAUUACACCAAAUCUUAUAAUUACAAUUAUAUAAAUAACAAAAACAAUUUUUAUGUUGAUAAAAAAAAUGAAAAUAUUUAUAUUUUAAUAAAUUGUGGAUGGGAUGAUAACUUUUGCCUUGAUGAUAUUAAAAAUGUUAUAAAAGUUUGUGAAUAUGUAGAUAUUGUACUUAUAACAAAUCAUGGAUUGAAUUAUAUUGGAUGUUUGCCAAUUAUAUAUCAAGAGUUUUUAAAGUUAAACAGAAAAGUUCCUAUAAUAUGUCAUGAAUAUACAAAGUCAUAUAGUAAAUACAUUUUAUUAAGUUAUAUAAAAUGUAUAAAUAAUUGUGAAUUUUUUAAAACAUAUAAUGAAAAUAAAUAUAUAAAUUUAAUUAAUGAUUUAUAUCAAAAUAUGUUGGAAUUAGAAUAUAAAGAAUAUUAUACUUAUAAAAAAAAUAUAGUAUAUGAAAAAGAAUAUAAAAAAAAAAACUGUAUUUUUAUAUUGCCAAUAUAUUUUGUGAAUAAUGGUGAUAAUAUAGGCUCGUCAGGAAUUAUUAUAAAACUUUUUAAUUAUAAAAUUUUAUAUUCUAUAAAUACUAACAUAAUUGAUUAUUCUUUUAUUGAAAAGUCGAACAUUAUAAAUCAGUCAAAUAUCUUUACUUUUAUUGGAAAUUUUAUGUAUACAAAUAAAAAUUAUAACAAGAUGGUUGAAAUAAGAAACAUAAUAAAUAUAGUUAAUCGAACUAUAAAUAAUUUGGGUUGUGUCUUUUUCCCUGUGGACAUUGACAGCAUAUUUUUAGACCUCCUUUUUCACAUAAAUGCGUUGAUGGAGUUAAACUCGCAACGAUAUGCCAUCCUGUUCCUGUGCCCUUACGCAGAAAACUUGGUCCGACUUCUAUGCGCAUCGAUGUCCUAUAUGAAUAGCUACAUAAAAAAUAAUUUUCAUAAAAAUCGAGUAAACUUAUUCAAGAUAAAGAAUUUAAUAUGUUUGAAGGAUUACAAUGAUUUUAAAAAAUACGAAGAUGGUUAUUAUAUUUUAUUUUCUUUCCCUUCCAAUAUAAAUAAUGACACAUCAAAAAGGAUUCUAUCAUCUUUCCUUAAAAAUAAAAAGAAUGUCUUAAUAUUAACAAAAAAAAAUAAAACAGAUAAUAUUUGUUCUGAUAUAUGUAAUAAUUAUUAUAAAAAUAAAAAAAAAGAAAAUAAAGAAAACUUUAAUUUUUCAUAUACAAAAAAUGUAAAAAUAGAUGAUGAUGCUUUAUAUGAAAUUUAUUUAAAAGAAAAAGAUAACAUUGAAAAUUAUAUUUUGAAAACUAUAAAUGAAAAUAAAAAAAAAAAAAAAAAAAAAGAAAUACAAGAUAAUAAUGAAGAAAAAAAACAAAAAAAUAAAAAUUUUAUAUUCGAAUCUAAUGAAGAAAUGAUUUAUAUAAAAAAAACAAAAAAUAAACAACCACAACAAAAAUAUACACACCAAUUAGAAAAUAAUGAUGAUAAUGUUCAACCCGAUCAAUCAAAGGACAUAUUCCUUAAAGAUGAAAAUGUUAAGGAAGAAAGUUUUUUCGAUUUUUUUAAAAAAAAAAAAAAAAAAGACAAACAAGAAAAUGUGAAUAGUGACCCUACUGAGAGUAGCUCAAACAGCGAACCGGAAGACGAGGGUCAUGAAGAGGAAGAAAAUGAAGAUGAAGAAGAUGAGGAGGAAGAAGAGGAAGAUGAAGAAGAUGAAGAAGAAGAAGAGGAAGAGGAAGAGGAAGAGGAUGAGGAUGAGGAAGAAGAAGACGAAGAUGAAAACCUUUUGGGCAGCGACCUAAAAUAUGAAGAAAUGAAAGGAACAAAUAAAAAUGUAAAAUUUGGAGAAAACUUUUAUUCCUAUAAACAAAAUAAAAGUGAGAUUCGUAUAAAAAGAGAAUUAAAUAACUACGAUGAAAAUCUGAACAAUCAAGAUAAAUUUUCGUUAAAUAAAAAAAAAACAAGAAACGGAGUAAAAAUAAAAAUUGAAAAAAGUGACUCUGAUGUGAGUAGUAACUUUCAAGAAGAUGAAACAAAAUGGAAAAAUAGAUUUAUAAAAUAUAAUAAUGAAAAGGAAAUACAAAAUAAAAUGUUAAUAAAAAAGGAAGAAACAGAAAAAACAAAAAAUUUGAUAUAUACAAAUUUAUCAGAUAAAAAUGAAGACAAUCAAUAUGAUGACAUAAAUAAUUCUUCAAUGGGAUAUAAGAAAAAUUCAUGGAAAAAUAAAUUAUUAAAAUAUUUUAAAAUAAUUCCUACAAUUUCAAAGGAAGAAAAAGUUUCUAUUCAAAUAAAUUGUAAAAUAAAAAUAUUUGAUAUAGAAUAUAUUAUUAAUCAAAAUACAUUAAAAACUAUUUUAUUUCAACUUAAUCCAAAACAUUUUGUUUUAUUACCAUCAUGUGAUUCAUAUAGUUCACUAAAUUUUGAAAUGUUAUUUUAUUCUUCGAUAAAAAAUUGUACAAAAGUACAUACAUUUUAUUCUCCAAAUUAUUUUAAUACUAUAAAAGAAAAUAUGAAGGAUAUAUUAUACGACCGUUUUUUUUUUAGAAACGCUUUAUCUAUAGAUUCAGUCAUGAUACCUCUAAAUGUACAAUAUGAAAAUGUUUAUAUAAAAAAUAUUUAUACUCUUAUUAAUUCUAUGACUCCAGAUAUUACGAACUUCCAUAUUUUUAAAGCCAAGGUUAGUUUUGGCGAUACCAAGGAGAGGGACCCCAACCUACCAUCCAACCAGCGACGAAAACAAUUUAUAAAUGAGCAUAGCACCUUUUGGAAUGAGUACAAGGGAUCUGAAUAUACACUUUCUCUACCUCAAGAAAAGGGAGAGAUAGAGGAAGUUGGUAUAUCUUCAAAGGUUAUUCAAAAUAAAGCCGAUGAAAAUAAAGUCGACGAAGAAAAAAAUAAUGAUAAUGUAGAUGAAAAUGAUGAAAAAAAGAAAAAAGAUAAAGAAGAUACAACAUUUUUAAAUUAUUAUAUUGAUGAUGAUCAAACUGAAAAUCAAAGUGAUGAAAAUAGUGAGGACAUAUCGAGUUUAUCAUCACAAGAUGAAGAUUCAUAUUUACAAAAUGAAAUAAAUCAAGAACAAAAAUUAAAAGGAGAAUUAUAUAUUGGUGAUGUUAGUAUUAAAAAUUUAUUAACGAGUAUAAAUAAUUUUCCUAAUGUUUGUCUUAAUUUUGUUAAUGAAAAUCAAAUCAUACUUGAUGGAAAAGCAAGUAUAAAAAAGGAAUCACUUAUAAAUAUAAACCAACAAUCAAACAAUCGCAAUAAUGUAACUUGGAAAAUUGAAAGCUCGUUAGACCCUUCCUUCUACUUUCUGAGGAAUGUUUUGAAGGACCUUCAUAACAACAUGUCCAUAUAG